CGCGACGAACCAUCGUCUCCGACCUUGAGGGGGUUUCGCGAUCCCGAAUUUAUCUAAUCCGACGACAUAGCGAUACUUAUUUCCAUCCAAAAUGCCCGAUAUAAGCAAUGCCCUGGACCCUGCGGCUCUGAGCCGUCCAUCAGUCAACCUCUCGACACCCAUCCUUAAAUCGAUAACCGUCUCGGCGCCCUCCUCCCAAAAAGUCACAAAGACCUCUCAGAUAAUACCUACCCGUAUCGAUUUGGAGCCGCUGUACACUGCACUCAAGUCGGCCAUUGGCAGCGAACAAUGGACUAUUUACAAGGAAUCUACGACCCAGUUCAUUUUGGGGCGACUAAAUCAGGCCGAGUACUCGGAGCGCAUCGAUCCCAUCCUUGCUUCGCCAAAUGGCGAAAGAGAUCAUUUGCACAAUCAACUACUAGCCGCGAUAUAUGGCAACCUUACAAGGGAAAUGCCCGAUUUGGGCUUGGCCCCCUGGGUUUCUGCGAAUGACAAACCGACAGCUGGAGUCGGCGCAAAGCCGAUUACUGGAGAUGCAGCUGAAAGGAGGUUGAAAGGUGAAGUAAUGCAACUUCCAAGUAGGGAUCGAAGGCGCAUCAAGGAGUUGGCAUUAAAUGAUUUCGAUCCGUACGAAUCCAUGACCAGCAUGUUUUCAGACCUUCACCGUGGAAGAUCUGCGAAAGCCCCAGACGUACCUCCAAGUGCCAGUGGCGGUCUCAAUAAGAUGAACUUUGACUUAGAGAUUCGUAAAAGGUAUGCGCAACCAUUGGCUAUCGAGUCUGGAGAGUUUCCAGAUGUUGCCAGUAUUGAAUCAAGGAUGAUGCCCAUGUGUUACGAGGCAGGCCUUGUCAAUGGCCACGUCUCAGAUGCGGCGCAGCUCAUGACAGUCGCAACCGAGAACAUGGUGAAGGAGUUUUUGUCUUCAGUCCUGGCGAGGACGAGAAGUAAUGGCCCUGGGGACUCUGGCAGUGCCGGGUUUGGCUCAGGGUCCAGUUGGGUCCAAACUCACAAGUACCGGCGUCACCUUCGACGCGAGGAAGCAGCAUUGAUGCGCGGCGAGAUGGCGCGAGAUAAGAGUGGCUUGUUACCAGUGGAAUCUAAAGCAGCAAACGAAAGAGCUCCUUUGGGGAUGGCCGACUUGCGCCUGGCCCUAGAGAUAGGCGACUGUGGCCUUGGUUCCUUCCCCAUCGUGGCCAAAUCCAUCAUGUACAACUACCGGGAAGGCGAGCUGGAACACUACAACGACUACACCUGGAUUGAGGGAAGAAACCCAGCCGAGUCGAAUGCUGUUGAAAUGGGAAGUGACAUAAACGGUGCGAGCUCCAGUUCUCUCACGAAUGGAGUCACUCAUGCAGAACCAAUGGAUAUCGACGUCGACGAGCUAUGGGGCUGGGAAGGCGCGGAAGACACAGACAUGCAGGCGAUCGACAGUGUCCUCGACUCUUGUCUUGCAGUCGCCUCGUAGAAAGAAAGAGGACGGUAGGCCGGUGCUGGCGGGCUCAGCUCACAGCGAAAGUGAGCGAAGAGUGGCGUACUUGGGUACGACGAUCACGGACCACGGCUGUACUCGAGAGAAAGCUUAUAUAGCCGCGAGGGAGGUCACUUCUGCUAUGUAUAUGACGGGAGAGA
Molecule: messenger RNA, 1629 nt
Organism: Pseudomassariella vexata
Lineage: Eukaryota; Fungi; Ascomycota; Sordariomycetes; Amphisphaeriales; Pseudomassariaceae
Product: transcriptional regulator of RNA polII, SAGA, subunit-domain-containing protein
Exons: 4
Coding region: 92-1465 (457 amino acids)
Biological process (GO): regulation of transcription by RNA polymerase II
Cellular component (GO): SAGA complex
Molecular function (GO): transcription coactivator activity
Source: RefSeq, a predicted model, not a curated record